CGCAGUGUGUACCGCCCUAUACCGCCUUACUCACGCAACCUCCAAAUAUAUUGCGUAGCACCUUGGUAUCAGAACGGAAGAUAGUCGAGGCUAGGUGAAUAUAUCCGGGAUGAGGGCAAGUUUUGCCUUGUCGACAACAUUCGCGGCGGCCCUCUCUAUAGUAGGGACCAAGGCGGCGUCCCCUCCUGUGACAGUCUCUCUUCGAUCUUCAUGGCCAUCACCACCAUUCUUGUUGGAAGCUAUUGAAACGAUAGCCCUUGAAGAGCCGGAUGCCUUUUUCCCUCUUCUAGAUGUGCUCACUAACCCCGAAACACUGUCCUCUCGGGAGCCUUUGCGACCAGAAGCUUUGCAUCAACUCGCGCUGCAAGCUGCGCUUUCUCUAAAUUUCUUGUCCAAACACGGAGCUCUUACCUCGGUCGAGAUGCAGUUUGCCCUGCACGCCGCUACCCCUAAAAUAGAGGCUUUCUACCAGCACUAUCUUGACACGGCGGCUUCGUUCGCGGAAUCUAGAAAUCGAGACGAAUGCGAGUCAUGGGUAGACUGGUAUGGAGAAGUAGUCUGUGAUAUGGAAAGGCUUGUUCAUCUUGCUGGACCCGAGACAAUAGACCCGAUCAACGCGACUUCACAAUCCUCAGACUCGUUCGUGAGACCCAGGACCCUUCCAUUUGAUCACAUCUAUCCGCUGCCCGCUGAGAUUUUAGAUCGUCCAUCUAGAACGGCCAUCUUCUAUGCUUCCAUUGACUCGUCAAAUUUCCGCGAACUUCACUUAUGUCUUCUGCGCUUGUCGAGCGGCCCAGCACCAAGGCUUGAAUAUAUCUUUAGACCCAUCCCUCCGGCAGCUGGAACUAAAGAGAAGACCUAUAUCUCCGGCUACGGUGUCACUCUCGAUCUUAAGAAAAUGGACUACCUCGCACUAGAUGAUCGGCAUUCAAAUAGUAGAGAUACACAUGAUGAUGAGACUAUCGAGAAGGUGGAAUCUCCUGCUGUGAAUAUUGACCCUAUCGUGUCGCUCCUUAGCCACCAUCCGCUCAACACCACGCUGGACGCGAGCGAGCCUUUGACAGAGGAGGAGUUGAUGGAGAUUGGCAUACAGGCUACUCAGCUCAUUCACGAGUCCUCGACGCCCUUUGAGACUCUCAAGCAACUCGCGCAGGACUUUCCGAGAUACGCUUCGUCGCUCGCGCGACGGGUUGUUGUAAACUCGGAUUUGAGAGAUGAGGUAUCUAGAAAUUCGAUGAAGGCUCAACCGGGUGUUAGCGCAGUAUGGUUCAACGGUGCCACUGUGUCAGAAAAUAGUAUGAAUCCUUUCGGUCUUCUCAAGCUCAUUCGCAAGGAGCGAGACAUCAUGUCAUCUUUGUCGUCCCUUGGCAUCGAACCUAGCCAGGCCCUGGACCUUAUCACACACCCUGCCAUCCAAGCUGCUCAUGGGAGCUCUGGAAGUCUUUUGGACGGCGUCUUUGACGCGAGUGACCGGCUUGAAGAUGGCGGUCUUAUUGUAUGGUGGAAUGAUAUCGAAAAGGACAGUCGAUACGCCCGAUGGCCGACUGGCAUCCAUGCACUCAUGCGCCCCACAUACCCCGGUCAAAUCCCCGUUACCCGGUUGAAUCUUUUCAACGUCGUUCUAGUCAUGGACCUUUCACAAUCUAGUAGCUUGUAUUAUAUUGCAGGCACGGUCGCCAACAUCAUCAAUCGGGCUUUUCCCGUCAGGUUCGGCAUCGUACCCUCGAUCGAAUCGGAAGGUGGCGCACGGAUGGCGAAGAUCUUCAAUUAUUUGGUCGACAACUAUGGUCGUGCGAGGACUAUGAUUUUCAUCAAAAAGGUGAUCGUACUCCAACUCCCUGCAAUCCCUCAAAUGACAUCGGAAACGGUCGACUGGGACCGAGUUCGUUUCGAAUUGGCCGACUUGAUCAAAGUGGAAGAACCGAAAGAAGGCGGAGUUGCUUUAGACUUUGACACCGUGGUGAAUGAUACACCGCAGGAAUUACAAGCAAAAGUCGAUAAGGCUCGUGCAUAUGCAAAGCGCUUGGGAGCAACCAUGGCUUCCUCUGCACAAGGGCACGCCUUCUUCAAUGGGAAGCAUUAUGACUUGGACGAUACAUUCGUACAAUCGCUCCAAAUGCAAUUUCCAAAAUACUUGCAAUAUCUGCAAGAACGUCUCUAUGAAGGCGCACUUGACCAAGUAGUGGACGUAUCAGCAUACUUCUAUGAUUUGCCUGGUUCACAUAAAAGCCGGAAUCGCCAUAUCUUCCCUUCCAGCAAUGCCGAUAGCCUUGAGAUUCAUAAUAUGGUCGAACUCACAGAGUCAGCUGGUUUGAACACACAGUCAACAAACUUUGUCUACCCACCGGAGGUUGAUUUGGUCCCCUUCACGACCUAUGUUGUAGCAGACCUUGACACCGAGAACGGUCUGUCUAUCGUUCAAGCGGCUCUGUCGUACGUGGUGAGUAUUGAUGGAACCUCUCGGGCACGCCUAUCCUUCAUACAUAACCCGAAGUCGUCCGAUGUAGGCGAAGGGCAAAGACGAGUAUCUGCACUUCUAUCGCAUCUUGUAUCUAAGGAGAAGCUGUGGACGGUUCAACCUACCCGCCUUCUGAAGGCUCUUGGUCUCAAGGAUGUUAUCACGACCAACGACCACGAGCAGAUUGUUUUGAGCCCAGACGCUGUUUUCCAGGACCUUAUAGGAGGCAUCGCGCUGAGUGACCUCGAUGCAUCUGAAUAUGAGGACUAUGUCCGAUCUUGUCGUAUGAUGGUCCGGUCACUUCGAUUGCGUCGCGGAGAGACGGCUUUGGUUGUGAAUGGCCGACUUGUGGGACCCAUGGGACCAGGCGAGUUUUCAACGGAAGAUUUCAAAGUUCUAGAGGAUUAUGAAUAUGUUAGACGUGUGGAGCCGGUGAUAUCGGCGUUGGGCGAUGUUCUUUCUGCAGAAAUCCAAUACGAUCGACAUACCUUCGCGCAAACGAUAUCUAUGAUAUCGCCUAUUAUUUCGAGCAUCCACAUCGCUGAUCCUUCUGAAGCAGGUCUACUCAAUCAGCCUGUGAUGACCCGCAACCAGAACUACAAGCUUAUGGAAAGCCAAUUCAGUGGCUUUGACUUCGGGAAUACUUCGACUGCGUUGUACCAAUUUGCUGUUGUCCUAGAUCCCUUGAGCGAACAGGCACAGAGAUAUACUAGUCUUUUUGAGUGGCUGUCCAGCUUCCCAUCCGUUCACGUGGCGUUCUACAUCAAUCCUGCCCAGUAUCACGAGCUCCCUUUGAAACGCUUUUACCGGUAUAACCUUCGACAAUCCUUGACAUUUGACGAGAGCGGGCAAGAGAUUCCCUCCAACGUACAAUUUUCUGGUCUUCCCAUAGAUCCUAUCUAUACACUUGGGUUGGAUGAGCCAUCUUCAUGGCUUGUGCGUCCUAGAGAAGCUCUGUACGACCUCGACAACAUUCAGCUUGGCGCCCUCUCUGGAGAUGAACGUCAGCGAGGUGUCGAAGUCAUCUAUGAACUCGAUUAUUUGAUUGUUGGAGGGCAUGCCAGGGACACAUUCACAAACGCUCCUCCACGCGGAGUGCAGCUUCAGCUGUCGACAACCAACUUGGAGUGUAUACCUAUAGACGAUACCCUCGUUGUCGCCAAUCUAGGCUACCUUCAAUUCAAAGCGAAGCCGGGGGUUUACCGCCUGGAAAUCCGUGAAGGUCGCGGACGAGACAUCUUUUCGAUCGAGAGCGUGGGGAAUGAUGGGUGGGAUAGUCCUACGGUAGAGGAAGUUGGAGAUGAGAUCACCCUGACCAGCUUCGAAGGACUAACUUUGUAUCCUCGUCUGACUCGACUGCCUGGUAUGGAGCAGGAAGAAGUCCUUAACGUGGUAGAAGAGGAGAAAGAGCCAACGAAUAUCAUUGAUACUGUCAUUUCACAUGUACAUUCUUUUUUCCAUCCGAAAGACUUGACGGACGUCAAACCUGCUUCUCCUCAUGGUGAUAUCAACAUCUUUACUGUCGCAUCUGGACUGUUGUAUGAACGGUUUGCCUCCAUCAUGAUUCUUAGCGUUCUUCGCAAUACCAAGCAUAGCGUCAAAUUCUGGUUCAUUGAGAAUUUCCUCUCACCUUCUUUCCUCGAAUUCAUUCCCCACUUCGCGGGGGAGUAUGGAUUCAAGUACGAGUUGGUCACGUACAAAUGGCCUACAUGGCUUCGUCAACAACGAGAGAAACAGCGAAUUAUAUGGGCAUAUAAAAUUCUCUUUCUAGACGUGCUCUUCCCUAUGGACCUUGACAAGGUCAUAUUUGUGGACGCAGAUCAAAUCGUUCGUACUGAUCUGAAAGAGCUGGUUGAUCUGGACUUGCAUGGAGCGCCAUAUGGAUAUACGCCGAUGGGUGAUGAUAAUCACGACAUGGAAGGCUUCCGCUUCUGGAAAACGGGAUAUUGGGAGAAUUUCUUGCGUGGUCGGCCCUACCAUAUCAGUGCUCUCUAUGUCGUUGAUCUUGUGCGAUUCCGCCAGAUGGCUGCAGGGGAUAUUCUUCGCUCCCACUACCAACAACUUUCGGCAGACCCUAACUCGCUAGCAAAUCUUGAUCAAGACCUUCCAAACAAUCUGCAGAUGCAAGUUCCGAUCUAUUCACUGCACGAAGACUGGCUAUGGUGUGAAACAUGGUGCAGCAAAGAUCGACUUCAUCGCGCGAAAACCAUUGACUUGUGUCAAAAUCCCCUUACGAAAGAACCUAAGCUCUCUCGCGCACGACAAAUACCAGAGUGGGAAGAAUACGAUACAGAGAUCGCUAAAUUCGCUCGGCUGCUCGCAGAAGAUGGGCGGAUACAUUCGAGUGCAGCGACAGCUGAUGUAAACGCCCUUGCAAGGGCGGGGUCCACCCCAGCUGUUGGAGAUGUAGGCUUGGAGGAUGAGACUUCGCGAAUCCCUAUUCGGGAUGAACUUUGAAAACUCCUUAGGGUGUAAAAAUCUUGGACAUUAGAUGCUCUUAUUUAUAUUUCGAAGUUCAUGGAUUUUUGCACUG
Messenger RNA from Heterobasidion irregulare TC 32-1, 4991 nucleotides. RefSeq names its product glycosyltransferase family 24 protein. Gene Ontology annotation, molecular function: UDP-glucose:glycoprotein glucosyltransferase activity. NCBI's taxonomy places the organism in Eukaryota, Fungi, Basidiomycota, Agaricomycetes, Russulales, Bondarzewiaceae. Bases 110 to 4915 code for a protein of 1601 amino acids. The record is from RefSeq and is a predicted model, not a curated record. Gene Ontology annotation, cellular component: endoplasmic reticulum. The transcript is spliced from 31 exons.